AUGCCCUUUCGCCUGCGCCAUGUGUGUCUAGCACUUCCUCUGCCGCUGGUGACGUCUGGGUGGUUGGAAUGUCAGGCGGAGUUCGGAGAGGCCCCCGGAAAGGGGCGAAAGGGCCGCGCAGUUGCGCCACAGCCACCUCCAGAGCGGCCUGGGGAGCGCGGCCUGCCACGGCUGGGGGCCCGCAUCUUAGAUUUGAGGCACACCUUCGAGUUCCUGUCCACCGGCGCCAGUCUGGUAAGGCUCCAACUGGAGGAUUUCCAGUGGCUGAAAGGUGUCGACCCAGACCUCCGCACUGGCUUCAAUGCAUUGCUGCAGGGUCGCCUUGGAAAGAGCUGCUGCAUGGCAGUGGAUGAUGUGUUGUCGCGGAGCUGGGAAUUGCAAGUGGCAUCUGAGCGGCUGAGGUUGCUGCAGACCCAGCGUUCGGCGCUCGUCGAAGAGUUGUUGGCCCUGAAACCCGCAGCUGGUGUCUUGUGCAACAGGAAUGUGGUGGACUCGCAUGCGUGGCACCGAAAGAAAGCCUCCAAGUUCGAAUUGCAAGAGCUUUGGCGUCGCUUCUUCGCUCAGCGGAAGGUGCUGGUGAUUCUGGGUGAUGAUUUCUCCGCCAAAGACCUGGAGAGGCUUCGGACCUUGACCGCUGCAGCGAGCUCUGCGGCGCGCUACGUGACGCUGGAGGAGUUGAGGGAUGGCGUGGCAGGUCGCGGUGAACCGGUGCAUUGUCAUUGCACCUGUGAGUACAGCGUUUGGGUGGAACUUCUGAAGGGCUUGGUGUGGAUCAGCAUUGCCCUGUUUUUCUACACACAACGUGUCAUUGGUUGGCUGUGGGAACGGCGGUGGCCUUGCGUUCUAACAAGUGACCCAUCCCACGAGAGACCGGUGGUAGGGGAGGCUGCAGAGGUGAUCCACUUUUCAUCAGAGGGAAGUCGGGUGUUCAUAUGCUACGACUUGCCACCCCCUGCACUGUGGCAUGAGCGGUACAUACUGAGUGCUUGUGCUUGCGGUCGAGGGUGGCAUAUAGUUUUGACGCCUGAUCGAGAUGUUUUUCCUGAAUUGAUUUCUUUAGAAAACGAAGACAUAGCCGGAUACCGCCUUGGCGAUGGCAUUCAGCUACCAGUGGGGUUGACUGGCGACAACACGUAUCGAUUUCGAAACCUGCCUGGACCAGAUGAGAUGGCUCAGCUGUUGCGUGAUGCUCGACAUGCAGGGCUAGCUCUUGCUUUUCCGCCUGGAGCUGGGGGGGCCCUGGCCGCUCCUGCUGCAGGCGUUCAAGCACCAGCUCAGCCAGUUGAUGAUGGCAGCAAAUGGGUCAUUGUAGAGACUGGUGAUGAUCGUAGGCGGGGAGAUGAAGUGACAUUGGAUGGGACAGAAAUUUUGAGGGACACCGUUGGCCUCAAGCAAGCUGUGGGCAAUUGGUAUGCCAUCCGAAAACUGCCCUCCAAUGACCUCACACUAUACCCUGGGCGUGAAGCAUCAGCAGAUGCGAGGCUUCUGGGAUUGACUUUUGCAGGGACCACACGUGAAGAGCGGCAAUGGCGCGAUGUAGCAAAGGAAUCUCAUGAGGAGAAGAUCGAAGACAGUUGGGGCGUUCAAGAGCACGACAAUUUGUCCAAAAUCAUUGACAGGCUUGGGAGAUAUGAUGGCCUUGAUUUGGCCAACAUUGCUGGAGCCGAACUCAUCUUCAGGCGUCUUCAACUGAUUGAAUAUUUUUAUUCUGAAAAGGGACCAGGAGGUGGGAAGGGUUCUGGCAAGGGCGAGAAGAAGGAUAAGAAGUCCGACGAUGGCAACUACAAAGCGGAAGCUGCUGUGUUCGCUGGGUCCCAUCGGGAGUUUGGUGAUACCAUGGUGGCUCCGGAGUUGCUGGACUAUGUGAGUAAGGAAAUCGAGAAAGAUGCCAGUGUCAUGAAGCAGGUUCGCAAGGCGCGUGAAGAGCGCCAAGCAGCAGCGAAGUGA
Molecule: messenger RNA, 1947 nt
Organism: Cladocopium goreaui
Lineage: Eukaryota; Dinophyceae; Suessiales; Symbiodiniaceae
Source: the annotation of a GenBank genome assembly